AGCGCCACCUACUCAUGCCAUGCAUUCUAACAUCUGCGAUGGGCCAACGGCCUUCCAGCACCGUCACUCUACCAUCUUCACCGCCCACCGCCACCCCCGACCACAAACACUUAUUCCCCCUCCACCAUUUUUUGACGUUCGGUGGGCGUGGUACUCGCUUGCCACGCCCACAACAGCCCAUCCGUUUCCAGUACCGCAAGACGAAGAGGCGGGGCCUGUUGCCACAGCAACCGAACAAAAAUGUGGAGGGGCGGGGCGUGUCGUCCCAGCAACAGAAUAACAAUCUGGAGGGGCGGUGCAGUAAUCAGAAGGUAGGGGAAUGUGGUGGAGAGAAUAGGCAGGGAUGUGGGCUGACGACCGGUGGGAUUAUUGGAAAUGUGCAGUUGAACAACCUCAACACACCAACCAUCAAAAACAAUAACGUAGAAGCCAAAUCUAAGCAAACCAAUGUUCCUAUGAGGACGAAGUCUGAGCCAAAUUUGGCUUUGGACAGAAACAGAGAAAAGCAUAGGCAUAGAAGGAAGAGUAGCUCAAAAUUUAGGAACGAGUGGAAUGAUGGGGAGACCAGGCAACUAAAGGCUCAGAAGCAACAAUUUGGAUAUGAUAUUCAUGACGUGGAUGCUUUUUUAACAAGGGCCAGUCUAGAGAAACCAGCCAACAUUCCAGUGGUUUUGGCAUUGCCAAGCGUCUUGUACCAGACGCGACCUGGAGGGUACCAAGCUGAAAUGGGCCUGCCCUUGGGAACCGUAGUCAACGCAGUUUUCAAAAAUAGGAAAUGGCUGUAUGUCCAAACCCCUCAUGGGAAUGAAGGCUACGUUAGAUAUGCCGCAUGUCUACCACUAGGUAUUAUCCCAGCGGAAGCAGAAUCUGGAGGUGACCCGACACCAUGCUGGGAGAAGUGUACUGACGUAUACCCAAAACCUUCAGGAAACAUGACAGACACCGAAAAACUGAGCUCUAAGUCAGACUGCGAAUCCAGAGGUUGGUGUAGGAAUAGAUCCAGAGAUGUUGCCAGUGCAUGUGGGGAGAAAAGCGUUGAUAGAUUGUACCUACGAGCCGCGGCCAUUUCCAAAUCCAGAGGCGUUCGUCAAACGUUGUUGGUGAUAACAACAGACUUCGAAGGAAGUGGAGGAAACGAGAUACGAGUCAAAAAAGGGGAUGUAGUGUUUCUGUUGGAUGCAAAUAUCAGGGGGUGGUUUUACGUGAGAACUAAGGAGGGUAGUGAAGGUUAUAUUCCUACUGAAACGGCUGGACAUGGAUUUUUGUGAUAUACAGGAUGAUACACAAUCUUAUCAGGGAAAUCAAACGGCAAAUUCAGUACGUUAAAAUAUGAAAAAGUUACAUUAACAUUAAGGCCUACUGGUCUUCUAAAAUAAAUAAAUUUACUUGGCUCCUGAUAGUGUUUUGACGUUACCACGACAAAUACUAGUUGCCUAUGAUUCAGGCUUUGUAACAGCAACGGAAUGAUAACCAACAAAAUAACUCAGCUGCUGAGAAGAGCGGGUAUGGGCACAUAUACAUCUUAUGGAAAUGUUCAACUUGUGACAUGGGACUUUGUAUCAAGCACAACAAAUGUUGUUUUAUUGAACUCUGUCAAAUGAUGGGACGUUUUAGCUGGUUACUCAUUUCAAAGCUAACAAUGUUAUCAUAACUCAUUUAUAUCUCGGUGUAACAUAAGUAUAGUUAAAAAAUAAUAUUUAUUUUGCCAUAUAUUGGUAUAAGCUAGUGUCCUGAACAGAGCAUACCCUCCAGGAUAACAAUCAUACAUAUGUGUAUUCACUAUGUUGCAAGGAGUAUUACGCGACUGAGGCAUCACAUGGCGAGUGAAUAACAGGAACUGCUUAGUGUUACCUGUCGAGAAUAUCUUAACCCUUAAUCAUUGGGAAUGUUGUCUGAUCUGGCAAAUAGGCAGUGUUGCAAUUUAUACCAGUUAUGAUGACUGGCUAUGUAAUACUGGUGAUAAUAAUCAUUGAUUAAAGUAUUCUACCUGAACAUAGCUAACCUAAUGCUAUAUUCCCGCAUCCAUACAAUUAUCCGAGAUACAAUGAGAUACCGUAGCGUCAUCCAUGAUAAUUUGUCACAACUGUUUUUCUGUCUACUGUAUAUACUGUGAAGAGGUUAGUCUCUCACAGAUGGCGCUGUCACCACCUAUAAGUUUGUAUAUUUUCAUAUAGACAACGCCAUCUAUAAGACACUAAACUUUUCAGAGUAUAUACCUAGUGUUUCAAAUUCGACUCUCACCAUUGGCAUCUCAGAAACGGUAAGAGAUGCUCAGUCGUUAAAAUGUGGCUAAAGUUGCGCACUUAGGCAAUUAAUAAAGAGGUACUUGGAAAGUUUCGUAAUUUUUAGUAGACAAAAAGAAAACAGAAUUUUUGGAAAAAUCAUCAACAUUGCCACUUUUCCUCCUCUACAAUCAUCAACUUUAUUUUUUCUUAUAGACGCCAUAUCGCCAUUUUUGGCCAGAUAAAAAGAGCUUUUAAUUUUAACUCUGAAAAGGGAAAAAUAUGUCAUACAUGGUGUGUGUCAAACCUACUCCACUAAACAAGAAAUAUUUCAGUGUAAGUUGCAUGUUACGUUGUCUGCAAGCAACAUUAACAUUGCUGUUACAUCACAGUUGCAUCCAUUGUCCCUUUCAUUAACGUUAGCGGAGUUACAGUAACUAAGAGGACGUUAGUACUACGAAGUAAACUUGUUGAAGGAAUAACAUUACCUCACUGUUUCAGAAUUUACUCUAUGUUUCGUAUUGUUAAUGUAACUUUUAUGUAGCUACUCUGUAACUAUAAUUUUAAAUAUGUUCGUUUUACACUUUACAUUAAUAUUACAAAUUUCAUAACUGGCCACCAAAAUAAAAAACACCACGACUAUUAAAUAAACAAAUAACAAAUUUACUGAUGUAUCGUUUAAACUUGGAGGCAUUUAAGUACAUAGAUUGAAUAAAACAUUGCCAUUGAAAUUGAUAUGAAGUUUGUGUACCAGUUAGAGACAUAUUGUCAAAAGGUAUCACAAUGAAUUUUUCUUCGAUUAAAUAUUGUGUUCUUAAAACCAACAAUAUUCUUACAUUUCAAAAACAGUAUUAUUAUUUGUGAAGGAAAAUGGAUGGUAGAAUACUAACUCAGUUUAGUAAUCCAUAUUCAUUACCUUAUUGGUACCUAUACUCUUUUUUUCCUUGGUUUGUGAGUUCGAAGGCUUUAUCAGUUGCAGAGGGGAACACCCUUUUAACACUAUCUGAAAGCAUAUUUUUGAAUAAUUCUACAUCAUCGACACCUGAGAUUUUAAAAUGUUUCAAAAAAAUGUUUUGUAGAAUAUGUUUUCCCUGGUUUUCGUAAUUUCUAAAACAAAUCAGUUAUUAUAGCAAAUAGUAUGGAAUUUCAGUAUAUUUAUGCAUAGCACUUGAGGGGCCAUUAUUCAAUAUGCGCAAUAAAAUUUUAAAGAAUAUUACCUAUCAUCGUUCUUCAAACAUAACUUAUUAUCUACAUUACUUUUUCCUGUUGUGUAUUGUCCAUUUUUGAAUCAGAACUACAAACGUGUGUCUUUUGUAGUCGGUGGUCCGGUAAAAUCGAAAAUCAAAAUCACAGCUUGCACACGUUAACACCAUGUAAAAAGAGAAAGUUAAGAUGGCCUUCCAUAACUGAUGUAAACAAUUAUGUUCAUUCGUCACAUGGUUGUUCCGAUGUACUAACGUAUAUCUAAAUAGUAAUACAAUCACGUUACCAGUUUACAGAGUAGUAACAUUUAUGUUACAUCACUUGGCAGUAUGAUCGGAAACAUCAAGCUAACAAAAAUAAAUUGUAUCAGAUAUGUUGCAUGCUACAUCUACACACACAUUGCUUCUCCUACAUGGAUAAUCACAAUACGUUAUUACGAUUAAAUCACCAAUGCACCAGUUUUUGAGAAGCACAUUUGAGAGACACGCAGGAAUAAUAAAAACGUUUUUGGGGAAGUUCGGUUUAUUUUGUCUAUCACCGGAAAUAGCAGGAAGUGUGAAACUUUUCAUGUACCAUUUUCUUAGUUACCUAAAUGCGCAACUUUGCCUCCAUGUAACUUAACUUCGCAUCUGCUCUUACCGUUUCCGAGAUCCCAAUGGCGAGAGUCGAAUUUGAAACACCCGGUAUAGUGCAUAGAGAAACGGCUGGGACCGAUGCUCAUAGAUGACGCUACCGGUAACUCAUUUUACCUGGCGUUUUGAUCAGCAAGUCUCUAUUCUAUGUUACGCGAAAUAAUGGUACCUACGUUACCAGUUUUUGCAAAACAUAAUGUCUUAAAAGCUGCAAUUAAAAACUGCCUCUUGGAGCUUCUCGUUGAGAAGUGUCGUUUUGGAAAUAAAAAUUGUUUCAGUAAAAGUCGAAAAAUAGAAAUUGAUCUGGUACUUUCUUAGUAAACAUAUCAACGAACAUCUCGGAGAGACACUUUUUAAAAGAAUCAAUAUGGCUUUGAGCAAACGACAUUUUUUUGCAUAAACCAGUGCCAGUGGUGUAAAAUUUUUCGCUGUCAUGGCAACGUGGAAUUUCCUGAUUGAUUUCAUAUUUUUACGUGCUGACUGUUCUUAAAUUGUAAUGCUGAUUUGUAAAUUGUUUCAAUUUCAGUAGUAUAACUUGUAAAGAUAUUUAUUUUCGAUAAAUUUAUGUGUAGAUUUAUAUUUUAUUAAUAAAUAUACG
Messenger RNA from Acanthoscelides obtectus, 4655 nucleotides. Lineage: Eukaryota; Metazoa; Arthropoda; Insecta; Coleoptera; Chrysomelidae. The record is from the annotation of a GenBank genome assembly.